CUAAGAAAUAUUUGGUUUAGAAGUUGUUAUUUGAAACGCAGCGUUUUGAGUGUAACAGUAAAACGACGGGUACGCCUGAAACUUGAGAAACGAAUCCCACUUCUCCUUUCUCAGUUUCCACUUGUCAGUUGCCUCAAACCAAAUCAAAUGCGUUACCGAUAAUAACUUUGGAUCUCCUCCCCUAAUCUUAAAUCCCGAUCCAAUCUUGGGUUCCGUCUGAGAUCGAAAUGGGGAUCGUGAUCGAAACCUUCAUUUGGGAACCAAGUUCUGCCGUGUUCAUUUUCAUUUUCUUUUCAUCUUUCCUCUUACUUUCUCUCUUCCCUUUCUAUCUCUCCAAACACGCUCCCACCACCAAGUCUUCUGCUUUCUCCGACCACCCUUUCUCGUCCUCUUCACCCCGCUUCCAACUUUACUUUCUCCUUCUCUAUUCCCUCGCAUCCGUAUUGGAAGGAUUGUGGUUGGUGUACGGAGAGUUUGAGCUGGUUUACUAUGGGAUAAGUAAGGAAGAUACGGUGACGUUUAUGCUUAUUGGAUUUGGAGCUGCUCUUUUUGUUGGUAGUCUCUUAGGUCUUGUCUCUGAUUUAAUAGGUCGAAAGAAAACUUGUUUGGUGUUUUUUAUCUUGCACCUUAUUGUUGGGAUAUGGAAGAUGGUUGCACCAAGUCCUAGCUUUUGGGUAGCAAAUUUAUGUUUGUCUUUGGCAACAUCAAUAUUUUCCUUCAGUUUCGAGACAUGGGCUGUUGUUGAACAUGACAAGCCGGGUCAUAGGCAAGAUAUUUUGAAUGAAACAUUUUGGUUGAUGACUUUUUUUGAGUCCGCAUCUUUGAUUGGAAGUCAAGUGAUUGGUAAUUGGAUGGUGGGUGGUAAUUUGGAGAAAGGGAUUGGAUCUCCUUCCAUUGCAGCCACCUUACUGGCGAUACUAGGCAUCGCCUGCAUGUCCAGACAUUAUGAUGGAACUACGAAGAUAAUGACAUUUAAGGAUUAUAGGAUGUCCUUUUCAGUGUAUAUCCUUGGUGAUAGAAGGAUAUGGCUACUAGCGUGUGCACAAGCUUGCCUUCAUUUCUCCAUUGCAGCUUUCUGGAUUCUUUGGGCCCCAACACUGGUGGCUGAUGGUCGAGAAGCUUUUCUAGGGUUGAUAUAUCCAUGCUUGCUGGGAGCAAGGAUGUUAGGAAGCACAGUGUUUCCUUGGCUUAUUAAUGCUUCUCUUCGAACUGAGGAUUGCUUAACAUGUGCAUUUGUCGUACAGGCUCUUCUUUUAUCUAUAAUAGCUUAUGAUUACGAGGAAAUUGGAGUUCUCGUCACACAGUUUUCUUUAUACCAUGCCUGCAUUGGCCUAAUUCUGCCUUUGCUUGCAAGAUUGAGAACCAUGUAUGUGCCAAAUGAGUUGCGUGGAGGAAUGAUAAGCCUUUCUCUGGCUCCUGCAAAUGCAGCAAUUUUGUUUGUUCUCAUGCAGAGAGGCUAUUAUAGGACCAUUGAGAACUCAACAAUGAUAGCGUUUGCUGCAGUUGGGUUAUUCAUGGCGGCUGGGUGCAUGUAUGUUUUGAAACGGUGCGGAAAGCAACCAUAUCAAAACUGGCACAAAUUAUGAUUUUUCAAUUCCCAAUUUUAGCCAGCGUUGACGGUAUCUUGGAGUCUGUUAUUAGUCACUGAUUGAACUGAAGGAUAAAACAUAAAGUAUCCUCAAGCUUCAAAUUACCACAUGCAGGGAGGCAUUCAAAGGGGAUAUGAAGGAAGAACCUAUUUCAACUUUCAAGGAUUAAGUAAGUUUAUAGUGAUAACCUCCCAAGAUGUCUACUGAGAAAUACAAGCAAAGAGAUAGUCAGCUGACAUCAAUGGCCGUUGAAUUCCCUUGCAAGUUUUAUCCAAUUAAAGCGAACACGUUUUACAAGCAAGUUUGUUCUGCUCCGCAAGUUCAGCUGGGAAUGAUAAGAGGAUGGCAGCUUAAAACUGGAUAAAUGCAGCGGUGAGUCUAUUUGUGUUUCUUUUUUGUAGGAAUUUAUGUUUAUAGAGUUGCAAUUGCCUCGGGCUCGCUCGAAAUGUUCAUUGAGAAUCAAAUCUUUUUGCAGGGUUUUUUCUUUUUGUUUAGAUUAGGAAGAUAAGAAGCUCUUGGCUUCGGCUUAUGGCUGACAGAUUCCUUUUGUAGAAUUGAAAAUGAGAAAGCAUUGUUUGAUCCA
This is a messenger RNA of Gossypium raimondii (Peruvian cotton), 2172 nucleotides long. RefSeq lists its product as uncharacterized. Gene Ontology annotation, cellular component: membrane. The record is from RefSeq and is a predicted model, not a curated record. Gene Ontology annotation, biological process: molybdate ion transport. Gene Ontology annotation, molecular function: molybdate ion transmembrane transporter activity. NCBI's taxonomy places the organism in Eukaryota, Viridiplantae, Streptophyta, Magnoliopsida, Malvales, Malvaceae. Bases 228 to 1586 code for a protein of 452 amino acids. The transcript is spliced from 9 exons.